This is a messenger RNA of Naegleria lovaniensis, 822 nucleotides long. RefSeq lists its product as uncharacterized. The transcript has 2 exons. Lineage: Eukaryota; Heterolobosea; Eutetramitea; Acrasida; Naegleriidae. Bases 1 to 822 code for a protein of 273 amino acids. The record is from RefSeq and is a predicted model, not a curated record.
AUGGCUGCAGCUCAAAAGAAGAAUACCACCACGUCCUCUGCUCCUCCUUCUCCCGAUUCCACGUCCACUGGAGUUCCAAGUAAAGGCUCAUUAUGGAAGUACCCAUCGGUAUCGUUAUUGGAACGACCUUUUGAUAUCAUUCUCGUCUUGUUUUAUUUGACAUUUAUUCUUUCAACAGCUUUCUUUGAUUAUCACAAUGUGUUAGCUCCUGCUCUCGGUGUUACUGUGAGAGAUUUAAUUGAUAGAGAUGUUGAAAGACCAUUGAAUUGGCCUCCACAUUCAUUUACCAAGACUGCUUUCAGAAUUUGGGGAGAACAAAUUGACCCUGUGAUGAUUACAAAUCCACAUUUUUGGCAAAUUAUGGAAUGGAUUAAUGUUGUGUUUAUGACUUUUGGUAAUGCUGCAAUGGCUUUGGCUUUCACUUUUGGAUGGAGAUCAUUCCGAACUCUUGGAAUUGUUCAUGCUACUUCGCUCAUGUAUAGCUUGGUAGUUUGCAUUGGUGUCGGAAUGUACGGUGGAGAAGGAUAUGAAGCUGUGAACAAGUUCCAAUUCUUGGUGGCAUACUCUCUCUAUCUCACAUUCCCAAUUGUUAUUAUCGGAAGAUUGUGGUAUGAAACUCCAAAUGUUUUCUGCAAGGAAUAUGUGAACAAUAAGCCUUUCAUGCAACAUGUUCUUGAAGGUUUCUGUGUUGUUCAUAUUCUCUUCUUCAUCACCUUCUUCUAUCAUUGGAUUUUAAUCAACACACCAUAUGUGUUGCCAGGCUGUCCUCCAAUACCAGUGGUGGGCCCAUUCUUGAUGGAAAUUUCAAAACUCAAUCUUUAA